Molecule: messenger RNA, 1944 nt
Organism: Plasmopara halstedii
Lineage: Eukaryota; Oomycota; Peronosporomycetes; Peronosporales; Peronosporaceae
Exons: 1
Coding region: 1-1944 (647 amino acids)
Source: RefSeq, a predicted model, not a curated record
AUGUCUGGACCUCAACGAGACAAAAAGUGGCGCCAAACCUGGCAGAACACGGCACCGCGAGCCGAACUGUCUCGGCCUACGGACGCUGUCUUCGAAAAGGCCGAGGCUGCCUUGCUUGAUCCUGCCCGCGACGCCCGUGACAAGCGGUGUGCCGCUCUCGCCGGUGUUCCACAACAAGUUUCGCCCGAGUUGUGUCUCCCGAUGUGGAUCCCAGCCCGUGAGCUUACAGCCACGUUUUCCGAUACGGAAAUUAUGACUUCUCUCGGCUCGUCAACCCAAUCACCUUUGUGGUCGAAGAGUCUAGAACACUUGCGCGACUUCAAGGCUAUUCGCCACGCCGGUAUCAGCUUUGUUUGUACCGACCGGGAGGUUUGUACUAAAUUGGGGGGCGAAUUCGUGACCAUUUGUGGGCGCAAAUUCAAAGUCCAGACGUACUCAAAAUACUCCCACUGGUACUUUGUGGAUCUUCAACGACUUCCCGAUGAAGUUUCUGAUGGACUCAUUUACGACUGGUUUGCCCAAAAAGGCACACCACCGGUGUACAUCACACCGGCUCACGUCGUAGGUGGGCUUCGAUCCCGAAGCCGUCGAGUUUACUUUAACCAGAAAACACCCCCGGCUUCGGUUAUGCUGGAUAAGCGUACUCCGCUUCGCCAGAUUCGGUUUACUGGGCAAGGCUACUCGGUGGUUCAUCACCGAAACCGAGCGUUUAACAGCGUCAUUCCACCCUUUAUCAAGGAAUUACGUGAAAAAGCUAAACCAACUCGACAGUCCAAGCCAGCCCGAUCCAGCUUAAACGCGGACGAUACAGCCAGUAUCCCGCCUGCUUUUGACGACCAAAGCGACACCAGUGACCGUUCCGCCAUGGCCGACGACUCUGAGACAGAAAGUGAGCCACAUAGUGGGGAUCAUUCUGAACCGGACACCGAUCGACGUACCACGAUGGACGGUAUUGAGGCCGCAAUUGUGGCCCGACCCAAAUCGGUUUGGCCUCAUGGGAAAGUACCCAAAUUUCCGGUCGGCUCCAUUCAAGCCACCGAUUUUUCACCGGCUCGGAUUAUCAAGGCAAAGCGAAUGGUGUUUAGUGCCACCGCGGAUCCAGCGGUAGAUCUGCGACGCCUUCCUCCUUCCCAAAAGGAAUAUCCCCCAAUUUCCUCAAUCAACUCUUAUGAGUGGUUGAGUGAAGGUUUGAACGGACCCAUUCCGCCAGACCAAAAUGUCCUACUGUGGGACAAGUCAAUCGAGCCGCCGCAGUCUGUGGCUUCAUUUGUGGCACUCACUGAAGUAAGUGAAGCUGUUCUUAAUGGGGCCGUCUAUCGAGGCAAUGUUGAGCAACUUUCCCUUAAAGAGCUCUGCAAAGUCAUCGAAGACUUUUUGGGCACUUUUACCCAAAUCAAUGAUCCAGACAUUUUGUUGUCGACGGUUCAAGCUCAACCCAGUUUUCACCGGGUCUUGCUUGAUUCAAGCACGGAGGGAAAUUUUCACCACCUCCGCACCAAGGCUUUUGGGCACGCCGUACUCCGGGAACUGAGUACACGUACCUACCCGUCAACUGACGAUGGUAAAAUGUUUGACCGGGUCUCCACUCUAUACCCCAACCAGUCCGACUAUGACUUUCAGACCGUAUUAGGGCAACUGUGUCCGGAACAGUCCCAAUACUGGCUUAAGUUACGACUGGCCGAGGCUGAUCUAGCUCUGCAAAUUAUUGCACCUAGUAUUUAUUUGGACCCACUUAAAUUAAGUGCCGUCCUUGGGAGGGCAGUCUCGGCACUGCCACACCCAAUGUGGCUACUCUGGGAUGAUUCGACUUUGGCUGCCAUCAUCACGUCGCCCUUAAUGGCGCGCAUUUUGGCCGGGCCUCUUCCCACUGACCUUCGCGAGACAUUUAACAGUCUACGAGAGCAGGCCACUAAUGUGACCACCCCAGUUCCCACUCAUCUCUGA